UUACCUUCUGAAUUUGGGGUUGAUGUGGAUCGUGUGCAUGCUGUUGAGCCUGCUGCUAGCUUAUGCAGGACCAAGGUUGAGAUCCGCAGAGCUAUUGAGGCAGAAGGGACACCUUACACUUACUUAGUGUUUAACGGAUUUGCUGGUUACCUGAAUUAUAUCCUCAACAACUUUGGAGACUCUAGCUCGUCUGCAAGUCCUCCCAGAGACAAGAUUGUCAUUCUUGGUGAUAGAAAUCCAAAAAUUGUUUUCACCAAGGAAGAAGACAUUGCUGCAUACACCAUCAAAGCAGCAGAUGACCUAAGGACUCUGAACAAGAGUGUGUACGUUACACCCCCUGCCAACACUUUGUCCUACAACGAAAUAGUAUCAUUGUGGGAAAAGAAAAUCGGCAUGACCCUCGAAAAGACCUGCGUUCCAGGGGACGAAGUUCUUAAGAAAAUUCAAGAGGCUUCAAUGCCAUUAAAAUUGCUCCUGUCUUUGGCAUACACAUUUUUCGUGAAGGGAGAAAUAGCCAACUUUGAGAUCAAGGUUUCUUUUGGCAUGGAGGCAACGGAGCUCUAUCCUGAUGUUAAAUACACCACACUUGAUGAGUACCUCAGCCAGUUUGUAUCAAAUUAGCUUAGAUACUUUCAGAUUAGCUCUACCAGAUUUUUGCAGCAGUUUCUUGUGCACUACUAGAUUUUGUUCUUCUUCCAGAUGAGGAUUGUCAUGAAUGUGAUUGAAAUAAAAUAUGCCCUUAAUUUGUAUCCUGUCUUUUGUGUACUUGGGUUGAAUUCUUCCAACUUGAAAUCAUCAUCUGGUUGCCUCUGAGCAUCCUUUCUUCAUACUUACAACUACAUAGUCGAGAAAGUUGGAUAACGGUGCUAAAUUCCGGACAAUGUAAGACAAAUCAUAUACUCCUCGUCUCCUUGGUCCUGGCCUAGGAUCCGGAAUUUCAGAAAAUAUUGAGAUACACAGGCAUAGUUCUGCUCAUCUGAUUGAGCUCUUUUGAGACCUGAGUUUUCAGGAAGUGGACCAUUUCUUAUCUAAACAGUUGCCUAAGGCCAAAUUACUAAGACUUCUAUACAAGAAGCUCAUAGAAAACAAAUCUGUAGCUAUUUUGAUGAACUUCCGAAUUUGAGUCAAAAGUCUUGUGCUUGUAGAUUUGAUCUUGAUGUUUUUCCACCCUUGUUCAACAGCUUUCAUGAGAGUGAUGUUUCUCCACAGUCGCGAUUUGAUUUGGAUUUCAUU
Coffea eugenioides is the source of this 1233-nucleotide messenger RNA. RefSeq names its product isoflavone reductase homolog PCBER-like. The transcript is spliced from 3 exons. Lineage: Eukaryota; Viridiplantae; Streptophyta; Magnoliopsida; Gentianales; Rubiaceae. The annotation marks the transcript as partial. The record is from RefSeq and is a predicted model, not a curated record.